Penicillium daleae is the source of this 3693-nucleotide messenger RNA. RefSeq lists its product as uncharacterized. Gene Ontology annotation, molecular function: ribosomal large subunit binding; ubiquitin protein ligase activity. The coding region runs from base 1 to 3693 and encodes 1230 amino acids. Gene Ontology annotation, biological process: ribosome-associated ubiquitin-dependent protein catabolic process; rescue of stalled cytosolic ribosome. Lineage: Eukaryota; Fungi; Ascomycota; Eurotiomycetes; Eurotiales; Aspergillaceae. The record is from RefSeq and is a predicted model, not a curated record. The transcript has 5 exons. Gene Ontology annotation, cellular component: RQC complex; cytosol.
AUGAGCAAAAAGUUCAAGUCGCAGGCCUCCAGCAGUCGCGCGGCUGCCAGCGCCUUUGGGGGAUUUGGAGGAUUCUCAAAUGCCUUCGAUAGUGGUGGCCGGGAGCCGUCGGCGCUUACAUACAUCACGGAGCCGCCAGACCUUUCUCGCAUCUGGGAUCAGCAACUCGUGAUUGCAUACAAGAACUUGCUGAAGAAAGAUGAAAUUACACGCACCAAGGCUUUGGAAGAGUUGAAAGAAUACAUUUCCUCAGUGGAAGCGAAAAAUGGAACCGUUGAUGAGGGCUUUUUAGAAGCAUGGGUGAAAGUCUACCCCCGUGCUUCAAUUGACCUGUCACGGCGAGUAAGGCAAUUAGCGCACACAAUCAUGGGCUCUGUGGCCGUCGUCGUCGGAAAGAGAAUUGCACCUUACCUUCCCAAGGUUGUUGGAGCUUGGCUGGCAGGCCUUUACGACAGUGACCGACCAGUCCAUAGGUCCGCCCUGGAUUCUCUGACCACGGUCUUCUCUACGGAAGCGAAGAGAAACAGCCUGUGGAAGAUUUACCAGAGUUCUAUUCUGGACUUUGUAGAUGACGUUCUUCUCCACCAGACGCCAUUGACUUUGAGCGACGAACGGACAGUUAAGCGCGAUGAUGCGGAGGCAAAAUAUGCGCGAGUCGUCGGUGCAGCACUUCUACUAUUCAACCGCAUUCUAGGAAAUUCACCCGACGAGGAUCUUCGGAAAAGUCUUCCAGAAAUUGAGGCAUUGCUCGGUAACAAGUCCUUGUGGGCGUUCUGUGCGCAUGAGGACCCGUUCGUGCGUCGUUCUAUAUACAUUCUUUUGCGGUCAGCAGUAUCCCGCGAGCCAGCAUGGGUUGACUGGAAAGUUCUGAGUUCCGCCAUCAUUGGCAAAUCACUAUCUACCCCACAGCUGGGAUCCGCUUCUGAAUUAUCCGAGUCUGUCCUGCUUUUGACAUCCUCACGACCUCAAAUCUGGACGGACGACUACACAGGAAAGACUUCUGCGUCCAAAAGACUGCGCCAAUACAUUCAAAAAGGAUCACAGGGAGGCCACGGCAAUUUCUGGUCAAACCUUGAUCAGGUGCUUCGAAUCAUCCCCCAGGAUGUGCUCGCGGGAGCCGACAAAACAUCCACCGAUGGAGCAAUCACGAUUUCAAGCGCAUCUGCUCUGACUGAGGCUUUUCAGGAAGGUCUCAAUUCUCGAGAAGAGCCACGUCAAAAUCUCAACGUCGGUUGGAAAACCUACGUCAGAAUUGGGGGCUGGUUCUCGACGGUUGUACCCCAGGAACAACAAUUCGAUCUCAUUCAGACCAGACUGUUUCCACUGGUGGUGAACUAUGUACGGCCUGAUCCUGAGCAGCACCAGUGGAUCCUUCCGCCCCAAUUAGCCGAAGAUGUUUGUACCGAGUGCAUCGCUACACUUGUCUCGAAUGGGCAUCAUGAAGGAUUCCAGUCCCUCUGGAUGAAACUCUCGAAUGAUUUGCUGGAGGCCGUCAAAUUGUCAUCCCCAGAACAAUCAAAGGAUUUCCGCCAAUCUCAAGAUUCAAUCUGUUCCCAAGCAAAACGACUCUUUGCUUUGAUACCUACCGUCCUUUCACAAGUUUCAGGUCCCGAGAACGAAGCAGUUGUACAGAAAGUCAUUGAACAAUCAACCUUGCUUCUUCUUGAGGGUUGUUUGCAAGUCCUUCGUUCGCGCAAUGGUAAACCAUAUGGUGCUGCUGGAGUUGUUGAAGAAUGUGUUCGCAACUUGCCUUCGGUGGCGAACCGCUCUCAGGACCUUCUCAGAUUCAUCCAAAAUGAUGCCCCUGGUCUGCUCUUCUCUCCAUCGGGCGACCGCCUGAUCGCAAUUAUCUUGGCGUGUAGAGAAUGGGAUGGUUUCUCUACCAGCUUUGAGCGUGUCGUUGAAAGUGCGAUGGAACUCGAGCCCGAACAAUCGAACGCCCACAUUCUCCAAACUCUACUAUCCACUCUCGACUUUAAUGAGGUUGGGGACAAAGCCAAGUUAUCAUCCUUGAUCAUGCGAGCCCUAGAAAAUUCCUUACGAGGAAGUCAUGCUCACUGGGCUAUCGUUAUUUCGGUUCUUCAAAACCAGACCUCUCAAGGUCAAUUGAGAGAUGGAAUUUUCUUGUCGAUAAUUGAUGCGUUGUCCCAGGAUGACAGGGUCUUCAAUGCCUUGCAUGGCCUCUCUCAUCUCGGACAAGCUGUCCCAUCUAGAGUCCGUGAAUUCCAGGCUGGUGCUCAUGGCUCAAAGCUGACGGCGAAGCUACUGUAUUUGACGGAGUCCCCGUCAGAGGAGGUAGCAAGCCUGGCGGAGUCAUUGAUGAAGACUUUCAAGGAAACCGUGGUUGGAGAUACAAGCACUAAGUCGAAGAUUGAAAUUCUUCACAGUGGUUUCAGUCAUGCCAACGAAGAAUCAUUGUCAAUCGAGUCUCUCUUUGCGAUUGCCGAGGAGCUAUUGCACGGCCUUGCAGCUAAUGAGCCUGACUACGCAAUCAAGGAUAUCUUGCCUUCUUCCGACGCAUGGGAGAAUGCGAUAGGCCCCUUCCUUCAGCUUCCGCCGCGCGUUUCAACAGCCAUCACCGACCCACUGGGGGGCAUUGUUCAUCUUAUUCAUCGUGAUGUUUCGGAUUCGUUCAAGGCACUAUGGCUUGCCAUACCCCGUGAUUCUAGCCAUUGUUCUGCAGCAUUCCGCUUGGCAAGCUUCACGAUUCAAGUCUUGUCUUCCUUUGAAGUGAUGAAGCACCUAACUAACGAUGACCUCGAGACUCUGAUGUACUAUCUGCCACUAUCCGUCCAGUUGAUUGACGACGACCUGAGCAUCGAGUACUGCAACGGAAUCUCUGGACUGAAGUUUGCUAAUCAGCGUGAAGAGUACCUGGAAAUAGUCUUCAAAGGGCGGCAGAUCAUUAGUAACUGGACCCAUGCGAAGGAGCCCCUCAGCUGCUCUUCAAGCGUUACCAUUUCAUCUUGUCUGACUUCCUUCUGGGAGAAAAGAUUGGAGACGCUAUGUGGAACCUCGCCCGUUGACUACCGGAUUGGAGAGACUUUCACCAAAAUCAUGACCUCUAUAGACGUUGUGGAGCAUCCCAAAUCAGCAGAUGACGUUGCAAAAAUUUGUCGCGAGGCAAGAACCGCUAACUCUAUUCGUUCAGCAUCAUGGUUCGCUGUUCUACGAAGCUCGAUUCUGUCAAGCCCUGUGGGCAACAGAGUCUGUAAUGAGUUAGUCGCAGAUUCUACCGGACUCAAACCCCUCAACCCCUCCUCCGAUGGACUCCGAAAGCUUGCAUUGCUCAACAUCUUACUUUCCGGAGAAGAAAACUUUGUGUCGACUAUUCCUACACAGAGACUCGUCUUCCUUACCAAGCAUCUAAUUGAAUGCCUUCAGUCUGACAUGCAAUCCCUAGGACUGAGGGCUGAGAUUCUGCGGACCUUGACAUUCAUCCUCCCAGGCCUCGCCGAAAUUUAUGGCUCACACUGGGAGGACAGCAUGAAUAUCCUCAGUGUGGUAUUUAAAGAGACCAACGGCGGAGAAGAGGGAUUGCCACUUCUGUUCUCUUCGUUCAGAUUGUUUGCACGCUUGAAGUCUAUGGCUGAAGGAGACGGCAAUGAUGAUCUCCAAGAUGCUUGGACAGAGCGAAAGACUGGAUUAUUCAAUGAAUUGGCUUCUACCAUCGGAAAGUUUGGUACGUACUGA